AUGGCCACCCCAUUGCCUGACCUUGUCCCGGAGGACUACGACGAUAUGGACAUCGCAGACCACAUAUUUGAACUACUGUUUGGCGAAGAUGACCAGCUUCCGCUUCCCGAGCCCCUCCAAAAAGUUGUGGAGUAUCAAUACGACCCCAACGCAAACCACCCUCCCCGAGUUCCCGACGCCCCCAUUCCAAGCGAUUGGAGGAUUAUCGACUUGACCCCGUUGAACCUCCCACCUCUGACGAUGAGGAGAGGAACACCACCCCUACAAAACCCCGCCGUUCCAACCUUUCCCCAGCGGUCCGCGAGCGCAUUAUCGGCAUGCAUCUUGCGUUUCAAAGACACUGGCUCUGCGCAACCGAAUGCACCCACUGGCCGCCCUCGUAAAUACAAUGAAGACCAUGUACGACGGGUCCACCAGGCCGUCAGAAAGAACAACCGUGAAAACCUCGACACUAUCCAACGCAUCAUUGAAGAUGAUGACGGUAUCCGCUACCCAGUCCGAUCAUUGCAACGCCUGAUCCAGCGGGCUGAGCUCUUCAAGUUCAAAGCAGCUCGGAAACCACUCCUCGACGCUCGGAAGACAGGCCUUCGCUUGGCCUGGACGCAGGAAAGGUUGCACUGGGAUGACGACAUGUGGAAGAACGUCAUUUUCUCGGAUGAAUCUUCAUUCUCCCUGUACUCUUCAACCCGCGUCGUGAUUUGGCGUGAACGUGGCGAUGAUGCAAAGUACCGGGCGGAGAACCUAGUUCCAAAGGUGCAGAAGAACGGUGGAAGCCUGGCAAUUUACGCCUUACGGACUCUCCUUGUUGCUCCCACAAUUCGAAAAUCACCUAUAUUUGACUAGCGACUUGCGGGAGGGGAAAUGCUGGCAGUUCGUGGAUCUUCCUUUCGAACUCCCACUGGGAUUGGCGGUAGUUUUAGACGGCGACAUACCUUUG
Fimicolochytrium jonesii is the source of this 937-nucleotide messenger RNA. RefSeq lists its product as uncharacterized. Bases 1 to 843 code for a protein of 280 amino acids. Gene Ontology annotation, molecular function: nucleic acid binding. NCBI's taxonomy places the organism in Eukaryota, Fungi, Chytridiomycota, Chytridiomycetes, Spizellomycetales, Powellomycetaceae. The record is from RefSeq and is a predicted model, not a curated record. The transcript has 2 exons.